AUGACAACCACAUUAAAACCAGAAGAAGAACUUGCUUUAAGUCAUAUAUUUGUCUUGCAAGAGGAAAAUCUUCAAGGGUUGUCUCAAUACUUCAAAGAAGAAUUAUGGCAACAAUUAUUUGACAAUAUACGAAGCAAAUACCCACACCAACCAGUACCAACAGCAGUUCUUGACCUUGUUAACAAAGUCAUGAAUGUAAUGGCAGAAAAUAAUACAUCAUCUUUUAGUGAUGACUACAAUGAAGAUACCUUUAUUCACGAUAUUAUCGAACCUGUUGUUAAGCCGUUCUUUGCUAAUAACAGGAGAACAGCUAUGAAGUGGUCCAACACAACUUCAAUAUCUUCGGCUCAAAUGAAAAAAAAGUUCGACCCAACUUUAAUGGGAGUCAGACCUGACUUUAUUGUUCAUACUAUAAAUUAUAACAAUUACAUUGAACUACUAAUUGGAGAAUUCAAACCACCUGGUACAAAAGUAUCUUUAGUGAAUGAAGAUUUCGUAUGUCUUGGUAAGACAAUGAAAUAUUGUCUGGACAAAGGAAUUGAGGAUGGAAUGGAGGAUCUUGUUAUUGGUGGACUUCAAGUUAUUGGGUUUUUAGGACGUAUUUAUAUUAUGGAUCUUUGUUUUGAUGGAGUUUAUAGAAUGAUAUUACUUGGUGAAAUUCUAUUUCCUGAAGGUAUUGCUACAUGGGGAACUUUAAUUAGAUGUUUUCAGGUGCUAAGUACAUUAAAGGCAAGCAAACAAAUUCAACAUGAAGAAAUAAUAGCAAUUAUCUUGAUUAUCUUAAUGUUCUAUUUGUUAAUAAUGCAUCUUUUAGAAUUUUGUCAAUAA
Molecule: messenger RNA, 828 nt
Organism: Entrophospora sp. SA101
Lineage: Eukaryota; Fungi; Glomeromycota; Glomeromycetes; Entrophosporales; Entrophosporaceae
Source: the annotation of a GenBank genome assembly